UCCCGGUUUCGCGAUACCCCCUCACUGCUCCAGUGCUCCCUCCUCCCCUCCCCUCCGAUCAAGUCGGGGCAACGCGCAUCACUCGCUUUAAAUCCGCACCUCCCGGCCGGUCCCCUUAUCACCUCACCUUCUCCUUUGAGUCCUCUCUCUCCGCCGCCGCAGCUAGCUGUGACGUUAUGCUCUCGCCGGCGCCAUAGCGCCAGCGCCUACCGUCUACAACUAUCCAGCCUUAGGCUUACCUAUCCCGUCAAUCAAGCCUCUCGUAAGGAACAAGGAAGGUAGCUAGCUAGUUCUAUAGCUGCUGUCGUCGUCGUCAUCGGCGGCGGCGGCGCCUGUUCUUAGAGGAUAAGGUUGUCCUAGCGGAGAGGGAGCUAGCCAGGAUUUCGGUUGAGAUCAAGAGGGGGAGCAGGCGGCGGCGGCGGCGAUGGGGCGCGGGAAGGUGCAGCUGAAGCGGAUCGAGAACAAGAUCAACCGCCAGGUGACCUUCUCCAAGCGCCGCUCGGGGCUGCUCAAGAAGGCGCACGAGAUCUCCGUGCUCUGCGACGCCGAGGUCGCGCUCAUCAUCUUCUCCACCAAAGGGAAGCUCUACGAGUAUUCCACCGAUUCAUGUAUGGACAAAAUUCUUGACCGGUACGAGCGCUACUCCUAUGCAGAAAAGGUUCUUAUUUCAGCAGAAUCUGAAACUCAGGGCAAUUGGUGCCACGAGUAUAGAAAACUAAAGGCGAAGGUCGAGACAAUACAAAAAUGUCAAAAGCACCUCAUGGGAGAGGAUCUUGAAACGUUGAAUCUCAAAGAGCUUCAGCAACUAGAGCAGCAGCUGGAGAGUUCACUGAAACAUAUCAGAACCAGGAAGAACCAACUUAUGCUCGAGUCAAUUUCGGAGCUCCAACGGAAGGUAAAUUCGUCGAGCUUGCUUAAAGUUGGCCGUUGGAACUUCCUUUUUAAGAAAUUUACAUCCACAAAAUAUUCCUGCUCUUGUGCUGUGCUGAGUAUUGGCAUGCGAUGCAUUGCCGCAGGAGAAGUCGCUGCAGGAGGAGAACAAGGUUCUGCAGAAGGAGAAAGCGUUGCUCCUGCCUGCAGCUCGCGGAGAAGCAGAAAGCCCAGCGGAAGCAAGUGCAAUGGGGCCAAACCCAACAGCAGACCAGUUCGUCUUCCUCGUGCUUCGUGAUAAGGGAAGCUGCCCCAACAACAAAUAUCAGCAUUUUUCCUGUGGCAGCAGGCGGGAGGUUGGUGGAAGGUGCAGCAGCGCAGCCACAGGCUCGCGUUGGACUACCACCAUGGAUGCUUAGCCACCUGAGCAGCUGAAGGUUUCAGCAACUCUUCCCGUUUAUCCGCCUGGUGCAGUAUAGUAUCAUCGUGAUCGCGAGAGCAGCAGCAGUGGGUUUGCCGUAUCUUUUUUUACCAAUGUAUGUCUAUAUAUGUAAGUAUCAAAUCUGCAAUGUGUUAAUCACCAUUUCCGCUGGGGCGGCCGCACGAGUACUUUACGCAUCAGUAUAUGUGCAGCAUCAAAUAUUCCAUUUUCAUGACCAUAAGACGUUCUUGAUCCUUCA
This is a messenger RNA of Zea mays, 1550 nucleotides long. Its product is annotated as m15 protein. The record is from RefSeq and is a predicted model, not a curated record. The coding region runs from base 425 to 1168 and encodes 247 amino acids. Gene Ontology annotation, biological process: positive regulation of transcription by RNA polymerase II. Gene Ontology annotation, cellular component: nucleus. Gene Ontology annotation, molecular function: protein dimerization activity; DNA-binding transcription factor activity; RNA polymerase II transcription regulatory region sequence-specific DNA binding. NCBI's taxonomy places the organism in Eukaryota, Viridiplantae, Streptophyta, Magnoliopsida, Poales, Poaceae. The transcript has 8 exons.